AUGAAGCCCCCCGAACCCAACCGCUUCUUUUACCGUCAUCUCCCGGGACGAGAUCCAAGGAUCGCGCCGCAUCGUCUCGGACCCGCGCUCGAUCGUCAUCGACGCCGCCGUCUACGCCGUCUCAUUCGCCGAGCUCUCCAUGGGCAACACGCAGGGCCGAUCCCCCCCCACCGCGCACCACCACUCCCACUCCGGGCGGCCCGAUUCCCAGCUGGCCGUGUCCCUCUGCGCGGUCCGGUUCGCGCUCGAGCAGCUGCGGUGCAUGCACGCGACGCUCGGCUGCCGGUGGCGCGUCUCGCGCGCGAUCACCCGCACCGAAAGUGCGGCGGCGGUGGGGAUCCUGACGCUGAGGGAGAGAGGGCUGGUAAUCAUGUUCUGUGUGGCGCCGAUGGAGGAUAUGGACCAGGCUGGAGAGGUGGCGAUGAUGUGUCUGCGGGUCAUUUCGGGAAGAUUUAA
Messenger RNA from Drepanopeziza brunnea f. sp. 'multigermtubi' MB_m1, 456 nucleotides. RefSeq lists its product as uncharacterized. The record is from RefSeq and is a predicted model, not a curated record. Lineage: Eukaryota; Fungi; Ascomycota; Leotiomycetes; Helotiales; Drepanopezizaceae. Gene Ontology annotation, molecular function: nucleic acid binding.